Lecanosticta acicola is the source of this 318-nucleotide messenger RNA. NCBI's taxonomy places the organism in Eukaryota, Fungi, Ascomycota, Dothideomycetes, Mycosphaerellales, Mycosphaerellaceae. The record is from the annotation of a GenBank genome assembly.
AUGCUUUCGCGAGCACCAUUGAGAGUUGCGGUCUUGAGAAAGGUUGCAACCUUCAAGCCAGCUCGAGGCACUGCAACAUCCAAGGAUACGCGACCAUCAGAUACGCCUUCACAGGAUGACCAGAAGCUGGAGAAGAAGGCCCUCGAGGCUGAAGCUGCAAACAAACCGGAAAUGACACAAGCUCAGAAAGACAAAGAGCUCAUGGAAAAGCUUGCUGGCAUUAGUGGAGAGGGUGGCGAGGCCGGCAUCGAAUAUGAAGAUGGCAAGCCGGUGGCGAUGAAGCGAGGCGUUAAGAACAACAUGUUCAGAUUGAUUUGA